This is a messenger RNA of Vicia villosa (hairy vetch), 3289 nucleotides long. Its product is annotated as F-box protein At4g00755-like. The transcript has 5 exons. NCBI's taxonomy places the organism in Eukaryota, Viridiplantae, Streptophyta, Magnoliopsida, Fabales, Fabaceae. Gene Ontology annotation, molecular function: protein binding. Bases 2100 to 3044 code for a protein of 314 amino acids. The record is from RefSeq and is a predicted model, not a curated record.
UUUUUUUGUAAUUUCUUUCUUAGAAAAUAAAAAUAUCUUCUAAUGUCACAAACCCCCACCUCUCUAAACGAACAGAGAGCGAAAGAAGGAUUUUUGAUAGUGAGAGAGACAAUGGAGAAAGAGGAAUUACGCAGAAGAAAGAAUGAGCGAUGCGAGAGAAUCAAAAUUGAGCACUGCAUGUACCUACUGCACAGCAGAAUGGAUUGCGGUUUCUUUGAUUUCAGGUAUCAUUCUUGAUUUUCUAUUUUUAGUUGAGUUGUGUGUUUUUUUCUUCUCACAUUUUGUAUAUGUUAGCAUGAAUGGCCAUGAAAUUUAUGAAAAUUCUGCUUCUAUUUGUUCUUAAUUUUUUGGCUAUUUAUGUUAUAAGAAUUUGUUGUUUGUAUUAGUUAAUUGAAGUGUUUAUGGUUGUAGUUUUGUAUAAUAGAAGAUGGUUACUUACUUGUUGGUUUUGAAAUCUAGGGUUGUUGUGAGUUAUUAGUGUUCUUCAGAGUUACUGCCUUGUGCUUUCUAUCCUACACAUUUUCUUUGAGGGUGUUUGGUUACUCAUUAAUAUUCACUGAGGUUGGGGUUGUCGAUUUUUAGGAGGAUUUGAUGAGGAAGUAAAUCAUGUUUGCAUUAUUUAGGUAAGUUAACUUAACCACUUUAUAAAUUGCUUAUUCAAAAAUAUAUAAAAUUCUUAAAGAAUGAACCAAUUCUAAAUAUAUUUUCUAAGAGGAGAGAUUGUUAUACGGAUCAUCGCAUUGAAUUUUUUUUUUGUUAAAAUUUGGGUUUGGAUUUUGUCCGAGAGAAAAGACAGAGUUCAAAGAAGCAUUUUUUAGAUUGACGAUUUGACGGAGGGUAUGGCAGAGAAGAUGUGAGGCAGAGAGAGGGGAGGAAGAGAGUGGCUACAGAUUGGUGAUGGUUAAGGCGGUGAGGAUAAAGAUGACUUGAGAGGUCCAUGGCUUGACUGAGAAUUUUCAACACAUGGCGAAGCACAAAUCAGUGGAGACCAAGGCGGCCAGCCAUUUAUGAAAGGGGCGAAGCAAAGUUAACAAAACUUUGAUCUGACGAUGAUUAAUAGAUGACAAUAUUACCCUGUUGGCAAGUAAAAAAAAUAUUCAAAAAUUAAGAUUCAACGAUAUUUACAAGAUUGUGCAUCGAUACACCGUGUACAUUGUAUGCUAGAGAUCAAAGAAAUAGAUAAAUAAAAAGAUUGACCCAAAAAAUCUCAAUCCACGGUAUUUUUUUCCGAAAAAGUACAUAAAAAAAUAGAUAAAACAAAUUUCCAUAAUAUUUUAUGUGACGGUUACCUCGUCCUUCUAGAAGAGUUCUACUCUUAAGACACCACAAAUCUAAAUCUUUUGCUAUUUCUAUGCUUUUGCUUUCUCUCGCUUUCUAGGGUUUCUGCUGUCAUUUCAGAUUCAUACUCUCUUGCUGAAAGGUAAUUCCUUUUCCAUGCCUAUGAGUAUGUGUGUUCACAGUUUUUGCACGCAACAUCGCGGCUUUAUAUUUUCUUAGUACAAGCAUGGAAUUCCUUCUUCCUUCAAUGUCUCUUUUCCAUAUAUUCUGAUAUUUAUGUAGCAUGAUUUGGUCAUCAGUGCAAAAUUUCUAUUUAAUUUUUAUUGCUCGAUGUGAUUGUCCUUGCGAUAUCAAGGUGUGCGGCUUCAUCGGCCAUAUUUGGGUGCCAUCUUCUGUUAUAUCACCAUUAAUGGCCAGGAUUUAUACCCUUGAUGCGCGCGCGUGUAAACUAUUAUCAAUUUCAUUUUUCUUGCAUUGGCUUGCCGAAUUUUCAAAUGGCAUGAUGUUUCAUAAGUUGUAUAUUGUUCAUCCGAAGCGCUAUCUGUUAAUCAUGUUUUGAUGGUUGGCAAAUUUUCAACGUUUUAUUUAUCAUAUAUUUUUCAGUGCUUUAAUCAUAAGACGGUCUGAUUUUUAUAAGAAAUUGAUUUCAACUCAUUAAUGCGCAAUUUUCCUUGCAUUACCAAACAAUUAAUCUAUAUUUGGUGAAGAACUAGUUUUUUUAAAAAUGUUUCUUCAUGGUGACCAUACUUGUGAAGAUUUCCAGUUUAUGUUUUGAUAUCACUAUUGCUGGCAUUGAGCUUUAGCUGUUCUGCCGUUAUUGAAUGACCACUUUUGCUUGCAAUCAGGAUCUUAUACUUGAGAAAAUGUCUAAAGUGAAAACCAAUUUGGAUUUAAUCCAAUGGCUCGGAUAUGACAUGUCAAUUAAAGUUUUCUCCUAUUUGGAUAAUCCUGGUGAUCUUGUUCGUGCAUCUGCUGUUUCUAGUUCUUGGAAUGAUUUUGUUAUUGAAAAUGGUCUCUGCAAGCAACUUUGCUUGAAAAUGAUUCCUGAAAUAUCUGCUGUUGUUCGAAGCAUUGAGGUCGACAACAUGAUUGAAUCUGAUGGUGACAAGCUGGGGUAUUAUUAUACAACAAAACAGGAGCGUCUUAAUAGAAAUCAUAGAGUCUAUGCACUCCUAGCUUUUGGUCUCAUUCCUAUCGAUGACAGCUGCAUCUCACAAGCCAUAUGUGCAUCCAGCACGAAUGAUCACAUAAGAGAAAGCCUUACAAAUACAUUGGAUCCUAGGGAUAGUACUGAACAUGGCCCAUCAUAUUGGUCAAGUAUUGGGCAAAGGGAUCCUUCUGUUACCGAGACUUUGCUUUAUCGCCUCUUUUCCAAGAUAUGUCUUGUCACAGAGAUUAAUGUCCAACCAUUCCAAGAUUAUAUUAAUGAUGGCUUUCCUAUAUAUUCAGCUAAAGCUAUCCGAUUUAGGUUGGGCCGGGAAAGAGACCCCAUGGAAAUAGAUUCAAAGUUUGUUGUUUUACAUGAUGAAAUGACUUUUAGUAGACAUAUGAUAUGGACUUAUACUUCGCCAGUAUUUUCAAUGUCUCAGGAAAACAAGUUGCAACAUUUCAAGCUACCUGAACCUGUUCUGUGCAGUGGAGGUUUUCUGCUUGUGGAGCUGUUGGGAAGUGUUCAAAAAAAUGAAGAUGUUAAUUUAUUCUACAUAUGCAUCUCCCAUGUUAAAGUCGGUGGACGAAUACUUUUUCCAGAAUUCGUCACGAGAUGAGGAGGAUUCGACAGAUGGAAGCUGUAGCUUGAAAUAUUUCCCUCAUGAACACCCUAGUUGGUGUGGGUGCGGGUAUGUAAACAACUCAGAAGUGGAUGAUUAAAUUAGAGUGUAAGAAAUAUAUGGCUGAACUAAAUUGUUUUUACAGUGGCAUUUUCAAUGAUUACUAUUUUUAGCACAUUGUGUUAAAUGACAUUAGUGAUUUGGAUUUAUUAUAGCAUCGAUAAGAUUCUGAAUUUAUUUAA